CAACAACCCUCGGGCCCUCGCUUGUCCCUCCUUCACCCUUGGAUACAGCGUCAAUUGCGAUCAUUCCGUGAGCAUCUCCUAGUGCCUCACGUCGCCCGCCCGUUUUUCGCCGCCCGUCUACUUGCCCGCCUGCCCCGGCAUAUCUGUGAGAGACAUUUUUCCGAGAUGCUCAGCGCCGCUCUUCGGAGGCGUAUCCUCGCGCCUACUCACCAGGCCCUGCGAUCUGGCUUCACCGCGCACGUAGUCCGCUACUAUGCGUCCUUCCCGAGCCACCAGGUGAUCAAGAUGCCGGCAUUGUCGCCCACAAUGCAGGCUGGCAACAUCGGUGCCUGGCAGAAGAAGCCCGGCGAUACCAUCGCCCCCGGUGAGGUUCUGGUCGAGAUCGAGACGGACAAGGCCCAGAUGGACUUUGAAUUCCAGGAGGAGGGUGUUAUUGCCAAGAUCCUCAAGGAUGCUGGCGAGAAGGAUGUCUCUGUUGGCACCCCCAUCGCUGUCCUUGUCGAGGAGGGAACCGACAUCGCCGCUUUCGAAAGCUUCUCUCUGGAGGAUGCCGGCGGCAGCGCCCCGGCCCCCGCGGCCAAGAAGGACUCUGAGCCUGCUCCCCAAUCCACCCCCGCCUCUACCCCUCAGUCCUCCUCUGCUCCUGAGCAGUACGCUUCCCAGGGCAGAAUCCAGACCUCUCUCGACCGUGAGCCCAAUGCUGUCCCCGCCGCUGUCCGACUUGCCCGAUCUUCGGGCAUCAGCCUGGAUGGCGUCAAGGGCACUGGCAAGGGAGGCAAGAUCACUGAGGAGGACGUCAAGAAGCUGGUCGCCAGCCCGGCUGUUGCCGCCCCCGGCGCUACCUUUGAGGACAUUCCCAUCAGCGGAAUGCGAAAGACCAUUGCCAACCGACUGCAGGAGUCGACCCAGACCAACCCUCACUUCUACGUCACCAGCUCCAUCUCCGUGAGCAAGCUCCUGAAGCUGCGACAGGCUCUGAACACGUCCGGCGAGGGCAAGUACAAGCUGUCGGUCAACGAUUUCCUCAUCAAGGCCAUGGGUAUCGCCUCCAAGAAGGUCCCCGCCGCCAAUGCUAGCUGGCGCGGUGAUGUUAUCCGUCAGUUCUCUACUGUCGACGUCUCCGUCGCCGUCUCCACCCCCACUGGCCUCAUCACCCCCAUUGUCACCGGUGUCGAGGGCCGUGGCCUGGAGUCCAUCUCCGCCAAGGUCAAGGAGCUCGCCAAGAAGGCACGAGAUGGCAAGCUCAAGCCCGAGGAGUACCAGGGGGGCACCAUCUCCAUCUCCAACAUGGGCAUGAACGAUGCUGUCGAGCACUUCACUGCCGUCAUCAACCCUCCCCAGGCCGCUAUCCUGGCUGUUGGCACCACCCGCAAGGUCGCCGUGCCCGCCAAGGAUGAGGAUGGUGAGACCGUUGUUGAGUGGGAUGACCAGAUUACUGUCACUGGCAGCUUCGACCACAAGGUCGUCGACGGUGCCGUUGGUGCUGAGUGGAUGCGUGAGCUCAAGAAGGUUCUCGAGAACCCCUUGGAACUCCUUCUGUAAGCGGAAGCAGUCUAAAAAGGGAACUUUCUACAUAUCUGAGCAGAAGAUGGCGUCUGGGAUGUGUUACAAAUAGGGAUGGCUGAUCAAGUGUCCCUUGUAGAGUAAUUUGCAUCUUGAAAAAAAAAGGCCGGGCUGUUGUGGUUGUGCAGUUCAUAACUAGAAAAGAAUAAUUAAUGGUGUUUGCUAGUCCUACAUAGAAAAAUUAAAAAUAUUAAAGUUC
Messenger RNA from Trichoderma virens Gv29-8, 1762 nucleotides. RefSeq lists its product as uncharacterized. The coding region runs from base 166 to 1542 and encodes 458 amino acids. The record is from RefSeq and is a predicted model, not a curated record. The transcript has 2 exons. Gene Ontology annotation, cellular component: pyruvate dehydrogenase complex. Gene Ontology annotation, biological process: pyruvate decarboxylation to acetyl-CoA. NCBI's taxonomy places the organism in Eukaryota, Fungi, Ascomycota, Sordariomycetes, Hypocreales, Hypocreaceae. Gene Ontology annotation, molecular function: dihydrolipoyllysine-residue acetyltransferase activity.